AUGGCUUCAUCUACAUCAGAUUCGGGUGUGAUGAGUGAAAAAAUUGAUGAGAAGAAGAGUGCUGAGGCUUCAUCUACAUCAGAUUCGGGUGUGAUGAGUGAAAAAAUUGAUGAGAAGAGUGCUGAGGCUUCAUCUAAAUCAGGUUGUGAUUUGAGGAUUGUGAUGAUUGGAAAAACUGGUGUGGGAAAGAGUGCUGUUGGAAACACCAUCCUGGGAAAAAAAUAUUUCAAGUCUCUUCCCAGUUCAGAGUCGGUGACUGAAACCUGUAAAGCAGGUGAAACAGAUGGGGCCGUGAGAAAAAUUUCUAUUACAGACACACCAGGGAUCAUUGAUACUAAGCUAUCUGAAGAGAUGAUCAAAAAGGAAAUUAUAAAAUGUGUUGAAGUCUCCAGUCCAGGUCCUCAUGUUUUUCUACUGGUGCUCCAAGUCGGUCGAUUCACCACAGAGGAGAAAAACUCUGUGGAAGCCCUGCAGGAGCUGUUUGGUCCAAAAGCUCAGCAUUACAUGAUUGUGCUGUUCACCCAUGGAGAUGAUCUUGAAGACCAGGAAAUCACCAUACAGCAGUAUGUACAUGAAGCCAAAUCAGGCCUCAGACAAGUCAUCCAAAGCUGUGGAAACAGGUUCCACGUCUUCAACAACAGAAGCAAAGACAGAAAGCAGGUGGAGGAGCUGAUGAAGAAGAUUGAUGACAUGGUGGCAGGAAACGCCGACACAUACUACACAAAUGAAAUGUAUAGAGAGGUGGAAGAAAGGAAACAGAAACAGAAACAGAAACAAGCUGAGAUGGAGGACGAAGAAUACAAGUUCCUGGGUCGACUGAUAGAGCAGAUUCUGCGUUUUUAUUUUCGCUUAAAAAAGAAUAAAAACAUAUUAGAUGAUGUAAACCUGUAG
This is a messenger RNA of Maylandia zebra (zebra mbuna), 891 nucleotides long. NCBI's taxonomy places the organism in Eukaryota, Metazoa, Chordata, Actinopteri, Cichliformes, Cichlidae. The record is from RefSeq and is a predicted model, not a curated record.